UGUGUGUAUGUAUGUGUAUAUAUAUAUGUAUUUUUUUUUAAAUAAAUGCAAUCUUGAUGAACAUAAAUUCCUUAAAAAGAAAAAAGUUCUGAUCGCAAACUUUUCAAUGGUGUAUAUACAGUAUAUGGGGGGUGGGAACUCAUGUGGAAGGAUUAUGCAUCUUGGCAAUGUAACUUAAAUUUACUGAAAUAUGUUUCAUACCGACAAAUUAAAUACAGGAGCAGCGUUACAGAGAGAGGAAUCUGAAAGCCAAUUAAAUUUAACACUUUCUAGCAACAAUUACUGGACUAUUCUAUUCAAUUUUAGGUUGUUGAAACUUUGGAUUUUACAGUAUUGUUCUUAAGCUGUGGAAUUAUUAAAUAACAACAACUUAAAUAACAAUUCCAAAAAAUAAAAUAAAAAUUAUACUCACACAAACACACACACUUACUUGGUUUUCUAAAUGUGUACGUUCCAUUGGCUUCUGUUGUUAUACUGAGAUAAUUCUAAAAAUUAUAACCCUUACCCUCACAGAAAAUGUUUUAUUUUCUUAUUUUUAUGUGAUUUUUCCUGGAUGUCCCCAAAAUGUAAAUAUAUUUAAAUGUAAAUGUAUAUAUACACAUGCACAUGCAGACCAAAAUAGUUUUAUUGCCGAAUUUAAAUGCAGAACAUCAGUGCGUUGACUGUUGUGUAAUUAUGUAACAGACUCUCUCAGGGUUUGGGUGGACACACAACUAGAAGCCCAUUUUUAGUUUGUAAAACAAACCCAGAGUUUUUCUGGAGCUUUGAAGGAAACUCCUCCUCUAACCAAGACUGCAUUCCUCCCUGGACCGUUUUCCCCAAACGUGGGAGACUGUGGAGAGAGAGAGAGAGAGAGAGAGAGAGAGUGUGUGUGUGUGUGUGUGUGUGUGAGAGAAGACACGGAGGAACACCACAGCCCUUUCAGACCAAAGAAGAUCUGUUGGUACGACUACACAAGGAUCCGCUAAAAUGGCUUUCCUGUUGAUGUGUGUGACCGUUCUGCAUUUGGUCACCCUAGCCAUGCUUUUCAUUGCCACCAUGGAGAAGUCCUGGUGGUCUUGGGGAGACACAGAGAACACAGAUCUCUGGUAUAAGUGCAUCUAUGAAAACGCCACAGGACCCUGGUUAUGUGCUUCUGCCAAAGACAGCGAAUGGCUGCAGUCAGUCCAGGCCUUCAUGAUCUUGUCUGUGGUGCUCUCUUCAAUCUCCUUCAUGGUGUUCCUCGGACAGCUCUUCACCAUGUCCAGAGGAGGUCUUUUUUUCUUCACUGGCUUUUGCCAACUAUUUGCAGGUUUGGCGGCGUUUGGAGCUGUUCUCAUCUACACCUUUCAAAGGAGUGCGAUUCUUCAAGAUUCUCGUGAACUGGAAAAAGGUCAUUUCGGCUACUGUUACAUUCUAGCGUGGGUGUGUGUGCCUCUUUUACUUAUCAGUGGCGCACUUUAUGUGCAUCUGCGCAAACAGGCCUGAUUUUCUGCUUAACACCAACUGAAUCGCCAGUUUAUGAUAUUGCCUAUUGUUAUUUAUUAUAAUAACAUUACUUUUCAGGCCCAAAAACUUUUUGUUGCAACAAAACUUGCUGUAUUUUCCCAUAGUGGGGAAACUGCUGCUUUAAGUUUGAUACUGACGAUCAAGUGGGAUUUUGGUGCAAACUUAUUUUUGAAAGGAAAAUUCAAAUAUUCUAAAUAAUUUAGCAUUACAUCACUUGCUCAGCAACGGAUCCUCUGCAGUGAAUGGGUGCCGUCAGAAUGAGAGUCCAAACAGCUGAUAAAAACAUUAAAAUAAUACACGUGUGUUUUUAGUUAAAUACAUCAUUAAGGUGUUAAAAAUCCUAGCUAAAAUACGACUCCUAUCCAUAAUAUUUACUUCUCCAGUGAAACAGUCGUCUAGUCUGAAUCAGGAGAGAGAUAUGCACACCGUUUACAAGCAGUCCAAAAUGGUUCUAAACAAAUAUUGCAGUAGAUUUUGAUUUGAGAGUACAACAGGAGAUGGACUGUUUCACUGGAGGAAGCAUUGUUAUGAAUUAUGAACUGAUAUUUUGUCCAGAAGCGGCAGUUUAAAAUGAAAAGGCCUCAAAAAUGGAUUUGUUUAUGGAAAAUGUGCAUCUUUUCCCUUCACAAGAUGUUAAUGACGUACUGGAUGGCUUUUGGAUUAUUGUGCUGUUUUUAUCAGCUGUUUGGACUCUCAUUCUGACGGCACCCAUUCACUGCAGAGGAUCCAUUGGUGAGCAAAAGAUGUAAUGCUACACUUCUCCAAAUCUGUUCUGAUGAAGAAACAAAUGCUCAGCUAAUUUUCAUUGUUGGGUGAACUGUUACUUUAAAUAAUGCUUUAAGGAAACUGGAGUGUAAAAAACACAGAAAAGUUUCUUUCGAAUCAAACUGUCAGAAUUCCCAAAACUGGAAACUUUAAACCUUUCUUAUUUUCCAAUCCUAAAUAUGUGCAUUUGUAUUAUUAUGUUUUAAUGUAUGCAAACUUUAUAAAUAAAAUAUUUCUUAACAAUGA
Molecule: messenger RNA, 2499 nt
Organism: Carassius auratus (goldfish)
Lineage: Eukaryota; Metazoa; Chordata; Actinopteri; Cypriniformes; Cyprinidae
Product: epithelial membrane protein 3-like
Exons: 5
Coding region: 970-1467 (165 amino acids)
Cellular component (GO): plasma membrane
Source: RefSeq, a predicted model, not a curated record